AUGAAGGAGUUCAGUUCUAUAGGAUAUGCUAAAUGUUGCCAUGGAGAAGGCGUCCCGCGUAUGUCUACAAACACCAUGGCAACAGCAACUAAUGGGUUAAUGUGUAGCACCAGGUGUGUAUCAUUCUCAAACCAUGACACUCACGCCUCUCUAAAACCAUUGAACAACCGUCCAUAUCAGCAAUUACACGAUCCUGAUACAAUGGUUUUCAAGAACGGCGCAACACACUUUGGCUACAAAAACAAUGAACUGUACAACGUAUUCGACGAACGUAUUAUCAUGUCUAACAAAUGCAGCACCAAGUUAACGAGUGCAGAACCACAAGAAAGGAAGUUUGCGGAGGAUUCUAAGAGGACAGCAACAUAUGUGCAUAUAGUGCAACCAAAAGAAUCAAAUUAUAUCAUCCAAGAAAAAAAAUCGAUACAACUCAAUAAUAUUGAGUCAUUCGGUAACCAUUCUAAGAUCGAUGGUCAAUCACUGUCUGUACCCCGCGACUCACUAGUCAACAGGCAUGCUUGUGACCAAGUUAUGGCUCCACGAGCGGAUGUAUUCAACAAGGAUAUGAGAGCUGUAGCCUGCCAUUACCCACAACAUGUUGACCCUAGCAAUGACCAGAUUAUGGCAGUUUAUGAAUUCUAUGGAGGCGAAAAUGUUUUUGUUGAUGACGAGGUUUAUGAUAUUUCGGAUAUUAACUUUGAUUUUAUGACACUUACAGGAAACGACAUUUACGGCGAAUCAGCAGAAAAUACACCAAUGUCAAUUGUUGACAUGAUCUAUGGCGUACCAGAUAUGCCUCCGAAAACAAUGGUGUCAUCUGACGAUUCGUUGGUUAUCAGCGUACCUAUGGAGAUCUCUCCGGAGCCCAUAGAAGCGCCAUUAUACAAGCAAGUUCGUGAACGGUACCCUUCUAAAAAACAUUCUUCACCUAAGAAGACCAAACAAUCACGAGCAAACAGGGAUACCGCAGUUUCUGUGCAGGGCACAGUAGUAGCACCAAAACCCAAACAAGAGAAUGCCGAUGUUUCACUGGGUGAUGCUGAAAGCAUUGUGUGGUACCCAGGAUUCAACAGGCAAUUGGGUGCCAAAGGAAGAAGCGCUUUGCUUGAUCUUGUACGACGUGUUUACCGUCAGGAUCCUCCAUAUUACAGGGCGAUCCUCCAAGCAAGGAACCCACCUUCUUCCAUUAGUAACUUACCCUUCUUCAAUAUUCCAAUGUUAUGGGAGUUAACUCACCAAUUUGGUGUGUUUGAUCAAGCACUUUUAAUUCACAAGAACCAGGUUUCUUCAACAACGAAACCUGAGCGUGUAAAAUCAAAAUCCAAGAAUGAAAAGACCGAGGCUGUUGUACCAGCCAAUGAACCGGCACCAGUUCAUUCUGAAAAGGUUGUGGAGCCAUUGUUUGAUGGCGCUAUUGUUGAGAAAGUUGUACCCAUUGAAAACAGUUCAAGCCAAUUAUUAAAUGAAACGCUGAAUCAUUCUGACGAAAUUGAGCAUCACGAUGUAAACGUCGAAAUUGGCGUUUUUACUCCCUCUGUCCAACAAAAUGUUGAAAUAAAAGCAAUCAAGCAAAAAUCAAAGACUGAAAAUGUCAUCUUGGAAGAACCUGUUAAACAAACAUUCACAUCAUUUUCGGGACGUUCGAUUAAACCAAACAAGCGUUAUGUCGAUUACCAAGAUGAAUAUGGUCGUUCCGCAAAACGUUUGACAGCAUACCAGGAGUACACUCAAGAGACUAAAGAAGAUCCACCUGCUAAAUGCAUUAGUAUUACCGCUAGUCAGGACUAUUCGAAGGCUAUUCACGAAUGCGCGAGUCCUGCGUUAUCACAUUCUACAGCUGUCAGUCUGAACGAUACUGACGAGGUAUUGGUUGACCAAACUGUCAACAACGGCGACAUGGGUCCAUCAUCAUUGGUGUGGUGUGUAACCCAGCAGUUUGUGAAAAGGGGUCUGGACGUUGAACGUGAGGUCAUCGGCGACAGCAUGAGCCCCGUAUCAUCAUCACGUAACACCCCAACCCGUUGUAUCUCAGUGUAA
Molecule: messenger RNA, 2034 nt
Organism: Babesia sp. Xinjiang
Lineage: Eukaryota; Apicomplexa; Aconoidasida; Piroplasmida; Babesiidae
Exons: 1
Coding region: 1-2034 (677 amino acids)
Source: RefSeq, a predicted model, not a curated record